Messenger RNA from Bufo bufo (common toad), 4000 nucleotides. Its product is annotated as zinc finger protein 850-like. The record is from RefSeq and is a predicted model, not a curated record. Gene Ontology annotation, molecular function: DNA-binding transcription factor activity, RNA polymerase II-specific; RNA polymerase II transcription regulatory region sequence-specific DNA binding. Gene Ontology annotation, biological process: regulation of transcription by RNA polymerase II. Bases 71 to 3919 code for a protein of 1282 amino acids. The transcript is spliced from 3 exons. NCBI's taxonomy places the organism in Eukaryota, Metazoa, Chordata, Amphibia, Anura, Bufonidae. Gene Ontology annotation, cellular component: nucleus.
GCAUUCCAGUAAAAAUAUUAAGGGCAAAGCUGUAUUAUCACUAAAUUAUAAAGAAGAAGCUGAAGAUAUCAUGCAGCGCUCCUCAGGAGAAAACCUCAUUACCCUUAGUGUACACCCAGGACUUCAAAGUACAGAUCUAUUAUAUAAUCCCCCUCAUCAUGAGGGACCUUCCCCUGACCAAUUACAGAUUGUUACCAAAAAUACAGGUCAGAAAGGGGAUAAAAAGUUUCAGGGUGGUAAACAGUUUAUAGAAGAAUCAAGACUUUCUACACACAGAAGAAUUCACACAGCAGAGCAGCUAUACUCCUGUUUAGAAUGUGGAAAAUGUUUUACAAAAACAUCAUAUCUUAUUCAACAUAAGAGAAUUCACACAGGAGAGAAACCAUAUUCGUGUUCAGAAUGUGGUAAAUGUUUUACAGAUAAAUCAAAUCUUGUUAGACAUAGGACUAGUCACACAGGAGAGAAGCCAUAUUCAUGUUCAGAAUGUGGGAAAUGUUUUACAAAAAAAACAGAUCUUGAUAGACAUGAGAGAGUUCACACAGGAGAGAAGCCAUAUUCAUGUUCAGAAUGUGGGAAAUGUUUUACAAAGAGACAAUAUCUUGUUACACAUGAGAGAAGUCACACAGGAGAGAAGCCAUAUUCCUGUUCAGAAUGUGGGAAAUUUUUUACAAGAAAUUCAUAUCUUAUUCAGCAUAAGAGAAUUCACACAGGAGAGAAACCAUAUUCGUGUUCAGAAUGUGGGAAAUGUUUUACAGAUAAAUCAAAUCUUGUUAGACAUAGGACUAGUCACACAGGAGCGAAGCCAUAUUCAUGUUCAGAAUGUGGGAAAUGUUUUACACAAAAAACAGAUCUUGUUAUACAUGAGAGAAGUCACACAGGAGAGAAGCCAUAUUCAUGUUCAGAAUGUGGGAAAUGUUUUACAAAGAGACAAUAUCUUGUUACACAUGAGAGAAGUCACACAGGCGAGAAGCCAUAUUCCUGUUCACAAUGUGUUAAAUGUUUUACAAAUAGACAAUAUCUUGUUACACAUGAGAGAAGUCACACAGGAGAGAACCCAUAUUCAUGUUCAGAAUGUGGGAAAUGUUUUACAAAAACAUCAAAUCUUAUUCAGCAUAAGAGAAUUCACACAGGAGAGAAACCAUAUUCGUGUUCAGAAUGUGGGAAAUGUUUUACACAUAAAUCAUGUCUUGUUAGACAUAAGAGAAUUCACACAGGAGAGAAACCAUAUUCGUGUUCAGAAUGUGGUAAAUGUUUUACAAAUAAAUCAAAUCUUGUUAGACAUAGGACUAGUCACACAGGAGAGAAGCCAUAUUCAUGUUCAGAAUGUGGGAAAUGUUUUACACAAAAAACAGAUCUUGAUAGACAUGAGAGAAGUCACACAGGAGAGAAGCCAUAUUCAUGUUCAAAAUGUGGGAAAUGUUUUACAAAGAGACAAUAUCUUGUUACACAUGAGAGAAGUCACACAGGAGAGAAGCCAUAUUCCUGUUCAGAAUGUGGGAAAUGUUUUACAAAAACAUCAUGUCUUAUUCAACAUAAGAGAAUUCACACAGGAGAGAAACCAUAUUCAUGUUCAGAAUGUGGGAAAUGUUUUACAGAUAAAUCAAAUCUUGUUAGACAUAGGACUAGUCACACAGGAGAGAAGCCAUAUUCAUGUUCAGAAUGUGGGAAAUGUUUUACACAAAAAACAGAUCUUGUUAGACAUGAGAGAAGUCACACAGGAGAGAAGCCAUAUUCAUGUUCAGAAUGUGGGAAAUGUUUUACAAAGAGAUCAUAUCUUGUUACACAUGAGAGAAGUCACACAGGAGAGAAACCAUAUUCAUGUUCAGAAUGUGGGAAAUGUUUUACACAAAAAUCUGAUCUUGUUAGACAUGAUAGAAGUCACACAGGGGAGAAGCCAUAUUCCUGUUCAGAAUGUGGGAAAUGUUUUACACAAAAAUCAGAUCUUGUUAGACAUGAGCGAAAUCACACAGGAGAGAAGCCAUACUCCUGUUUAGAAUGUGGGAAAUGUUUUACAAAAAAAUCAUAUCUUGUUAAACAUAAUAGAUGUCAUACAGGAGAAAAGCCGUAUUCGUGUUCAGAAUGUGGGAAAUGUUUUACAGUUAAAUCAUGUCUUGUUAGACAUCAGAGAAGUCACACAGGGGAGAAGCCAUACUCCUGUUUAGAAUGUGGGAAAUGUUUUACAAAAACAUCAUAUCUUAUUCAACAUAAGAGAAUUCACACAGGAGAGAAACCAUAUUCGUGUUCAGAAUGUGGUAAAUGUUUUACAGUUAAAUCAAAUCUUGUUAGACAUAGGACUAGUCACACAGGAGAGAAGCCAUAUUCAUGUUCAGAAUGUGGGAAAUGUUUUACACAAAAAACAGAUCUUGAUAGACAUGAGAGAAGUCACACAGGAGAGAAGCCAUAUUCAUGUUCAGAAUGUGGGAAAUGUUUUACAAAGAGACAAUAUCUUGUUACACAUGAGAGAAGUCACACAGGAGAGAAGCCAUAUUCAUGUUUAGAAUGUGGGAAAUGUUUUACAAAAACAUCAUAUCUUAUUCAACAUAAGAGAAUUCACACAGGAGAGAAACCAUAUUCGUGUUCAGAAUGUGGGAAAUGUUUUACAGAUAAAUCAAAUCUUGUUAGACAUAGGACUAGUCACACAGGAGAGAAGCCAUAUUCAUGUUCAGAAUGUGGGAAAUGUUUUACACAAAAAACAGAUCUUGUUAGACAUGAGAGAAGUCACACAGGAGAGAAGCCAUAUUCAUGUUCAGAAUGUGGGAAAUGUUUUACAAAGAGAUCAUAUCUUGUUACACAUGAGAGAAGUCACACAGGAGAGAAGCCAUAUUCAUGUUCAGAAUGUGGGAAAUGUUUUACACAAAAAUCAGAUCUUGUUAGACACGAUAGAAGUCACACAGGAGAGAAGCCAUAUUCCUGUUCAGAAUGUGGGAAAUGUUUUACACAAAAAUCAGAUCUUGUUAGACAUGAGCGAAAUCACACAGGAGAGAAGCCAUAUUCAUGUUCAGAAUGUGGGAAAUGUUUUACAAAAAAAUCAUAUCUUGUUAAACAUAAUAGAUGUCAUACAGGAGAAAAGCCGUAUUCGUGUUCAGAAUGUGGGAAAUGUUUUACAGUUAAAUCAAGUCUUGUUCAACAUAAGAGAAUUCACACAGGAGAGAAACCAUAUUCGUGUUCAGAAUGUGGGAAAUGUUUUUCAGAUAAAUCAAAUCUUGUUAGACAUAGGAUUAGUCACACAGGAGAGACACCAUAUUCAUGUUCAGAAUGUGGGAAAUGUUUCACAGAUAAAUCAAAUCUUGUUAAACAUAAGAGAAUUCACACAGGAGAGAAGUCAUAUUCCUGUUCAGAAUGUGGGAACUGUUUUGCAUAUAAAUCACAUCUUAUUGAACAUUGGAAAAGUCACACAGGAGAGAAGCCAUUUUCAUGUACAGAAUGUGGGAAAUGUUUUACAAAGAGAUCAUAUCUUGUUACACAUGAGAGAAAUCACACAGGAGAGAAGCCAUAUUCAUGUUCAGAAUGUGGAAAAUGUUUUAUAGAUAAGUCAAGUCUUGUAAUUCAUGAUAGAACUCACACAAAAAAGAAACCAUAUUCAUGUUCAGAAUGUGGGAAAUGUUUUACAAAGAGAUCAAAUCUUGUUGUACAUGAGAGAAGUCACACAGGAGAGAAGCCAUAUUCAUGUUUAGAAUGUGAGAAAUGUUUUACACAUAAAUCAUGUCUUGUUAGACAUGAGAGAAGUCACACAGGAGAGAAGCCGUAUUCAUGUUCAGAAUGUGGGAAAUGUUUUACACAAAAAUCAGAUCUUGUUAUACAUGAGAGAAGUCACACAGGAGAGAAGCCGUAUUCAUGUUCAGAAUGUGGGAAUUGUUUUACACAUAAAUCAUGUCUUGUUAGACAUCAGAGAAGUCACACAGGGGAGAAGCCAUUUUGAUAUUUAUUUUUUUAUGUUUUGUAAGAAGGAACAAAAAUUAUUAAACUUAGCAGAUCAAGAGAAACUAUAAUUUUUUUUAGA